Messenger RNA from Mercurialis annua (annual mercury), 1571 nucleotides. Its product is annotated as root phototropism protein 3-like. The record is from RefSeq and is a predicted model, not a curated record. The transcript has 2 exons. The coding region runs from base 76 to 1404 and encodes 442 amino acids. NCBI's taxonomy places the organism in Eukaryota, Viridiplantae, Streptophyta, Magnoliopsida, Malpighiales, Euphorbiaceae.
AAAUUCCAAACAAAAAUAUUUUCCUUACUCACAAAUUCACAAUUGUCAUCCUCACCAUAUAGGUUGCCAACCAAAAUGAAAAAAAAUUCCCUGCAAAAUCCUGUCACUUUCUCAGGAAAAACAUCACAAUUCGCAGCCGAAUGCUGGUUCGACGACGCAUGCAUACUCAACAUGGAUUAUUUCGUUAAAACAUUAGCCGGUAUAAAGGCUAAAGGCGUACGUCCAGAUCUUAUCGGUUCAAUCAUAACACAUUAUGCAUCAAAAUGGCUACCGGAGCUAUCUGCCGGCGAUGGUAGUAGCCCUAGUGAAAGAGAACUAACGAACUUCCAAGAAUCACCGGAAAGCGUAACGGCUUCAUGGAUGAAAAAGAGAUUCUUCGUUGAAACCCUAGUGGGCGUUUUGCCACCGGAGAAAGAUUCAAUCCCGUGUAACUUCUUGUUACGCCUUCUCCGGUCGGCGAACAUGGUCGGAGUUGAGCCUUCUUAUAGAGCUGAGCUGGAGAAGAGAAUUUCAUGGCAACUCGACGAAGCGUCGCUAAAAGAGUUGAUGAUACCGUCUUUUAGUCAUACUUGUGGAACGUUGUUGGACGUUGAGUUGGUGACUCGGUUGGUGAAAAGGUUUGUUAUUAGUUUAGAUGAGUCGACUCAUAAAAGUGGCGGAGGUGGCGGUGGCGGUGGUGCAGCUUUGAUUAAAGUAGCUAAGCUUGUUGACUGUUACUUAGCUGAAGCUGGCGUUGAUGCUAACUUGAGUUUGUCGGAGUUUGAUGAACUUGCUUCUGCUUUGCCUAGCCAUGCUCGUGCUACUGAUGAUGGUUUAUACCGUGCCAUUGAUACUUAUCUCAAAGCACACGCUGGAGCAUCAAAGCAAGAGAGGAAAAUACUAUGCAGAUUAAUAGACAGCCGAAAGCUCUCGCCUGAAGCAUCACUCCACGCUGCUCAAAACGAAAGAUUACCCGUUCGAGCCGUAAUCCAAGUCCUCUUCUCCGAACAAACCAAGCUCAGUCGACACAUCGACUGGAGCGGCUCCUUCAACGGAACCCGAAGCCCACACUCAUCCACCUUCGAUCCUCCAGGUCGGUCCCAUUCGAAACGAGAAAUGUACGCUCAACAGAAAGAAAUAAGCAAGUUACGAGAAGAUGUUGUUAGGCUACAAGGCCAAUGUCAUGCAUUGCAGACACAGAUCGAAAGGAUGACCGCCCCGGCGGAGAAGAAGAAAUUAGGGUUUUUCAGGUGGAAGAAGUUUGGUAUUAUGACUACAUUUAAAAGUAAUGUUAGUGUUGUUGAUCAGAAGAUUUUUGAAGAUGGUGAUCGUGAUGGAGUUGGGUUUGGAAGACAGACUCCGAUUGAUAUGAAGACUCGGUUGAUGAAACGUAGGACUCCUAUCCGUAGAAAAUCCAUGUCUUGAACAUAUUUGAAUAUGAAGAGGAUGAUUAGUACGUAUUAUUUCACUUUAAUUUAGUUUAGUUUUAUUAUCAUUCGUUUAAUUAAUUAAUGCAAGAUUGAUAUGUAGAGUGGAAUAAAUUAUCUUUCUCGAGUCUGAAUAAAAUAAACUAGCUGAGUAAUUAUCCUACA